UUUGUUGUGUAAAACAAACAUAAACACCAUCGAAGGGGAAGGGGGGUGGUGUUUUAUGUUCGUGAGUGGAGCUUCUUGGCCAACCCCGACCCCAUCAUCAUCAUCAUUACCCACUUUCAUCUCCCUAAAUUAUUCUCUCUUAUCUCUCUCUCUCUUUUUUUUUAAUAUUCUUUCUUUCUUAAUUCCAUAUCAAAAAUCUUUGUUCUGCUUUUUGCUUUUUGUAUAAUUCCUUACAUUUCACUCAAUAAACAACAACAAAUCUCCCGAUCCAUCCGCAAAUUUAGAAAAUUUCUGAGAUUUGAUCAAUUGGGUCACCUAAAAAUCUUGUCUUUUUGAUCUGGGUUUAACGCCAAGACUCAUCAUUUUCAUUUCAUAUGGGAAACAACAGCAGCAGCGGAGGACGCCGUCGGCGGCGAAACCAUUCCGCAGCUCCCCCUCCUCCUCCUCCUCCUCCUCCUCCUCCUUCUUCUCUUCCUCCACCACCUCCAGCUACAGAAAUCCAAGCGAUAUUCGCCGCCGCUACACCUUAUCCAAACCCUAAUUCUAAUCCGGUUUACCAGUACCCUGCUCCUUACUACCAUCAUCCGUCGGGGCCGCCUCUUCCUCCGCCUUACGAUCAGCACCACCUUCAUCAUCAUACACCGCAUCCUUACCACCAGCACUCUUCUUGGGCUCCAAUGGGGAGAUACCCUUAUGCCGCUGCUGGUGCUCACAUGAUGAUGGCUCAGCCUACUCCUUACGUUGAACACCAGAAGGCCAUCACGAUCCGUAACGACGUUAAUAUUAAGAAGGAGAGUCUUAGGCUUGAACCUGAUUCUGAUCAUCCCGGUCGGUUUCUCGUCUCCUUCACGUUUGAUGCUACCGUCUCCGGAAGGAUUAGUGUCAUUUUCUUUGCUAAAGAGUCCGUAGGUUGCAAUCUCACAGCGUCAAAGGAAGAUAUUUUGCCACCAGUCACCCUAGAUUUCGAGAAAGGACUUGGUCAGAAGUUUAAACAACCAUCUGGUUCGGGUAUAGACUUUUCAGCCUUUGAGGAUGAUGAGCUUUUCAACAAGGCAGCAGACUCAGUUAUCUAUCCAUUGGCGGUUAAGGCAGAAGCAGCUGCCUCUGGUGAGAAUGAAGAAGAGAGGUUGAAAUCGAAGAAGAAUGCGCAGAUUACUCAAGCGGUUUUUGUGAAAGAUAAAGGAGAGAUUAAGCUUAGAGUUGUGAAGCAGAUACUAUGGGUUGAUGAAAUUAGAUAUGAGUUGCAGGAGAUUUAUGGGAUUGGGAAUACGGUUGAGGGUGAUGGUGAUUCAGCUGAUGAUGCUAAUGAUGACCCGGGCAAAGAAUGUGUUAUAUGUUUGUCUGAACCACGAGACACUACUGUUUUACCAUGCCGACAUAUGUGUAUGUGUAGCGGAUGUGCUAAGGUAUUGAGGUUUCAGACAAAUCGAUGCCCUAUUUGCAGGCAACCUGUUGAAAGGCUUUUGGAGAUAAAAGUUCACGGUAACAGUGGAAGCGGGAACAAUACCGGACAGGGAGAAGCAACUGAACAAGAAUAGCCAAACACGGGAGGGUAUGGAUUGAACGGAGCAACUGCCAUCGAUAUAUUAGUAUAUGAAUGUUUGAUCCUUGUGUGUUUAACAACAAAAUGUGUGAUUUUUCAAUUCAUAAUAUAGAAAAUUUUCGAAAUCAUUUGGAUCAUA
Molecule: messenger RNA, 1682 nt
Organism: Camelina sativa (false flax)
Lineage: Eukaryota; Viridiplantae; Streptophyta; Magnoliopsida; Brassicales; Brassicaceae
Product: putative E3 ubiquitin-protein ligase LOG2
Biological process (GO): protein ubiquitination
Molecular function (GO): ubiquitin protein ligase activity
Source: RefSeq, a predicted model, not a curated record